CUGGUUAAUUUUUGCCCAAUCUGGGGCUGUGGGGCUCCUCCCCCUGCCCCUCAGGGAUAUAAGUCUGGCCAGACGCUGCGCCUGCUCCUCGCCGUCCUGAACCUCCCCCAGCUCCCCCCCUGCCCUCACCAUGGCCAAGGGCUUUACAUUUCCAAGCCCGUGGGCAUCCUGGCCAUCCUCCUGGGCGUGGCGGCCGUGUGCACCAUCAUCGCUCUGUCCGUGGUGUACUCCCAGGAGAAGAACAGGAGCACCGAGAGCUCCGCGGCGGCCUCCACGGCGGCCCCCACGGGCCCUACCACCACCGUGGCUACUACCUUGGACCAAAGCAAGCCCUGGAACGUCUACCGUCUACCCAAGACGCUGAUUCCCGACUCCUACAACGUGACGCUGAGGCCCUACCUCACCCCCAACAAUAAGGGCCUGUACGUCUUCACGGGCACAAGCAUCGUUCGCUUCACGUGCAAGGAGUCCACCAACAUCGUCAUCAUCCACAGCAAGAGGCGCAACUACACCAACCACCAGGGGCACGUGGUGGCCUUGUGCGGGGGGCUCCAGCCGCAACCUGUCAUCGUCAGGACGGAGCUGGUGGAGCUCACCGAGUACCUGGUCGUGCACCUCCAGCCGCUGGUGGCCGGCAGACAGUACGAGAUGAAGAGGGUUCCAGGGGAGCUGGCCGACGACCUGGCGGGCUUCUACCGCAGCGAGUACAUGGAGAACGGUCAAAAAGAGCUGGCCUGUCGGGGCCCAGAGGCUGCCUGGGGGAGGGUGCUGGCCACGACACAUAUGCAGGCUACAGAGGCCCGGAAAUCCUUCCCGUGCUUUGACGAGCCCGCCAUGAAGGCCACGUUUAACAUCACCAUCAUCCACCCCAACAACUUGGUGGCCCUGUCCAACAUGCUGCCCAGAGGCCCCAGCGUCCCGUUUGGUGAAGAUCCCACCUGGAAAGUCACCGAGUUCGAAACCACACCCAUAAUGUCUACUUUGCUGGCCUACAUCGUUAGUGAGUUCUCAUAUGUGGAGACAAGAGCUCCCAGUGGCGUCCUGAUCCGGAUCUGGGCCCGGCCCAGUGCAAUCAACCAGGGCCAUGGCGAUUAUGCCCUGAAGGUGACAGGCCCCAUCCUGGACUUUUCCCAACAUUACGACACGCCUUGGCCCACGCCGCCCCCAGACCAGAUUGCCUUGCCUGACUUCAACGCUGGCGCCAUGGAGAACUGGGUGGUGACCUACCGGGAGAGUGCGCUGCUGUAUGACAGGCAGUCCUCCUCCAGCGGCAACCAGGAGCGUGUGGUCACCGUGAUUGCUCACGAGCUGGCCCACCAGUGGUUUGGGAACCUGGUGACCUUGGAGUGGUGGAAUGACCUAUGGCUGAACGAGGGCUUCGCCUCCUACGUGGAGUACCUAGGUGCCGACUUUGCAGAGCCCACGUGGAAUUUGAAAGACCUCAUGGUGCUGAACGACGUGUACCGUGUGAUGGCUGUGGACGCCCUGGCCUCCUCCCACCCGCUGUCAACUCGCUCGGAGAUCAACACGCCGGCCCAGAUCAGUGAGGUGUUUGACUCCAUCUCCUACAGCAAGGGAGCCUCUGUCCUCAGGAUGCUCUACUUCCUGACCGAGGACCUGUUCAAAGAGGGCAUGCGGUGGGAUCUACUCCAUACCUAAUACGGGAACACCAUCUACCUGAACCUGUGGGAGCACCUGCAGCAGGUUGUAGACAAACAGCCGACCAUCAAGCUGCCCGACACCGUGAGUGCCAUCAUGGACCGCUGGAUCCUGCAGAUGGGCUUCCCCGUCAUCACCGUGGACACCCAGACAGGCACCAUCUCCCAGCAGCACUUCCUCCUUGACCCCCAGUCCGUGGUCACCCGCCCCUCACAGUUCAACUACCUGUGGAUCGUUCCCAUCUCUUCUGUCAGAAACGGCAGCCCGCAGGCUCACUACUGGCUGCCGGGCGUCGAAAAAGCCAAGUCCUACCUACGCCCCUUCUCCUCCCCCUUCCCUUGGCAUCGCCUGAGGCUUGAGGGCCAGCGCCCAGAAGACCUGUUCAAGACCACAGCUAAUGACUGGGUUCUGCUGAUCAACGUGACGGGCUACUACCUGGUGAACUAUGACAAUGAAAACUGGAAGAUCCAAACCCAGCCUGCAGCAGACCUGUCGGUCAUUCCUGUCAUCAAUCGGGCUCAGGUCAUCCACGAUGCCUUCAACCUGGCGAGUGCCCAAAAGGUCCCCGUCACUCUGGCGCUGAACAACACUCUCUUCCUGAUCCGAGAGACCGAGUACAUGCCCUGGCAGGCCGCCCUGAGCAGCCUGAGCUACUUUAAGCUCAUGUUCGACCGCUCUGAGGUCUACGGCCCCAUGAAGAGGUACCUGAAGAAGCAGGUCACGCCCCUCUUCAAUCAUUUCGAAAGAGUCACCAAAAACUGGACCGAUCACCCGCAAGCCCUCAUGGACCAGUACAGCGAGAUUAACGCCGUCAGCACCGCCUGCUCCUACGGGGUUCCUGAGUGUGAGAAGCUGGCCGCGACUCUUUUCGCCGAGUGGAAGAAGAACCCCCAGAACAACCCGAUCCACCCCAACCUGCGGUCCACCGUGUACUGCAAUGCCAUCGCCCAGGGCGGCGAGGAGGAGUGGAACUUCGUGUGGGAGCAGUUCCUAAAGGCUGAACUGGUGAACGAGGCUGACAAACUCCGCGGAGCCCUGGCCUGCAGCAACCAGGUCUGGAUCCUGAACAGGUUCCUGAGUUAUACCCUGGACCCUAACCUCAUCCGGAAACAAGAUGUCACCAGCACUCUGAGCAGCAUCUCCAGCAACGUCGUCGGGCAAACCCUGGUCUGGGACUUUGUCCAGAGCAACUGGAAGAAACUCUUUCAGGACUAUGGCACUGGUUCCUUCUCCUUCUCCAACCUCAUCCAGGCGGUGACCCGACGAUUCUCCACUGAGUUCGAGCUGCAGCAGCUGGAGCAGUUCAAGAAGAACAACGUGGACACAGGCUUCGGCUCAGCCACCCGAGCUCUGGAGCAGGCCCUGGAGAAGACCAAAGCCAACAUCAAGUGGGUGAAGGAAAACAAGGAUGUGGUGCUCAGGUGGUUCACAGAAAACAGCUAAUGGUCCUUGGUCCUUGCAGUCACCUGGCCCCCAUGUGAGAUGCCUAUUCCGUGUCUGUCCCGGUGGCCCACGGCAGGACCCCUUCCUGGAGCCUGAGGCAAUGGUGUCCUCACCCCAGGACAAAGUCUCUGGCCCAGGUUUUCUCCACUCUGCCCAUGGGGCCAAUCCAGUUCCUGAUGGCCAGACUGCCCCAACACCUCUCAGUCCCUGCCCCUCCUGCCAACUCCACCCCAGGCCUGGCAUGGUGUCUGUCACCCAGGGCCCUGGGGCUGAUCUCAGGGAAGCCCAGCGCUGGGGUCAGAUGAGCAGAAGCCCUUGAUGGACGAUGGAUGGCCUUAGGGGGCGGCCCUGUGCCCUCUCUCACCUUCCCAUAAAUUUCCUGAACCUGAGGAAUCAACAGGGCACCAGAUCUAUAUAUUUUUUUUCUAAGAGAAAGUGUAAAUAAAGGAUUUCUAGAUCAA
Molecule: messenger RNA, 3563 nt
Organism: Lynx canadensis (Canada lynx)
Lineage: Eukaryota; Metazoa; Chordata; Mammalia; Carnivora; Felidae
Gene: ANPEP
Product: alanyl aminopeptidase, membrane
Biological process (GO): peptide catabolic process; proteolysis
Cellular component (GO): cytoplasm
Molecular function (GO): metalloaminopeptidase activity; peptide binding; zinc ion binding
Source: RefSeq, a predicted model, not a curated record